This is a messenger RNA of Cryptococcus wingfieldii CBS 7118, 2235 nucleotides long. RefSeq lists its product as hypothetical. The record is from RefSeq and is a predicted model, not a curated record. The transcript has 6 exons. Bases 1 to 2235 code for a protein of 744 amino acids. NCBI's taxonomy places the organism in Eukaryota, Fungi, Basidiomycota, Tremellomycetes, Tremellales, Cryptococcaceae.
AUGGCCCCCCUCCACCGCUCCUUCUCCCUCCCCACCGGCAACUAUGUCUCUCGUCUCAAAGCCCUCAGCGGUCAAGCGGCUAAAGACGAGGUAAGCAAUGACAAAGACCAGCCCUCUAUCCAGUCUCUCGAGACCCCUCCCUCCUCCUUCCCCGGUGCCCCUCUCCACUCGGCGCCUCUUUCUGACCGUCGGCCGGCCCUAUCUUCCAUGCGCCGAGCCUCGCACCACUCCCACACCCCCGAGCCCGCCUCGGCCCAAGACCCCGGGUCCGCCAAGCAGCUAGUCUCUCCGUCGAGCAAAAAGGCCAGCCCCCUCUUGGGCUCCCUGAAGAGCUGGGGCAAGGGCUCGCUCAGGCGCAGGUCGGUGGCGGUGGAUGUGACUGUACAGGAAGGCAAGGGGCUGCAGCUCGAACGGACGUCCAGUGCCCAGAGUAAUGGUACGACCUGUACCGCUGGGACCGACAGGACGGACGGGACCGAGAGGAGGGGUCGCUCGAGAAAGGCGAAGAGUGUCAUAGUGCAUAUACCCGAGAAGAAAGAAGAGCUGACAGAUACUGUUCCUCCCCCUCUCCCUCCCAACACCUAUCCCCCGACGUCUAUUCCGCCACCCCCACUCACUCCGACUCAUUUCGACUCCCAGGCAUCAGAUCUGCUCAUGGGUGCUAUCAACAGGGGCCGACCAGGGAGCACAACCAGCUCGCCCAAUGCGUCUUCAACAGACUUGCGCAAGUCGACCAGCAGUACCGGCGGGGCUCUUGCGGCUCUUGGUCUUCGAGCGGCGGCGCUUGGAACAGCCAACAUGGCCCCGCCCAGGUCUCCCGAGAAGGCUGCCGACUCAACUCCUGUAGCCACUCCCGCCGCAACCCUCACCCCGAGGGCUUCUUAUCUCCAAGCGUCUAAACCUGUCGGAAGCGGCGACCGCUCCUCCAAAAACCGAGCUCCUUCCCCCUUCUUCCGUGCCAGAAGGGCACGCGACCAGGCAAGGGCGAGGGACACGAGUCCUGAGGUGGGAGCGCUGAAGAAGGAUACAAAUUACCCAGAGAGCGAGCCGGAAAGUGUGGCUGUGACGAAAAAGUUUAGGCCCCAGGUAUCCGCAUAUGAGGAUGGAGACGUGGAUUCCAAUGUAUCAGAUGAUGGAGUCACCGAGGCAGAGACCGAAUUGGACUCUGAGGACGACUUUUCGGGGACGUCCGACUUUGACGAAGAGGGAAUCCUGGACGAAGAUGGGGAAGUCAUCUUUGACGAAGAGACUGAGAAAAAUACCGAGGCAAAUGCAGUCUUCUACGAAGGCGAUGCUGGAGGUCUUGGGGGACGGAGUGCUACCGACGAGAUCGACGACAAGCCUCGAGAUGACUCUGCAAGCCAGGUGCUCGAUUACUAUGGUGAAGAGGUCGAGCAAGAUCCCCUUGGUGAAGGCCCCAACGUUGUCGUCCCUCCUCAAUCGCUCUUCUGGACCAACCCCUCUUCGCGUCAGAAGAAGACUUCCAAAGGCGGACUCCAGAUGGAGACGUCCCGCCCGGUGUUUGCCAGGGACAGGUGCACUAUCACGUUGACGCAAGGAAACCCAGAUGGAGCACUGGAGGAUAGUGGGAAGAGGAUGAGGAGGUAUGUGGUGCUGAGUGAUCUGAGUGAGGAAAGUCGCUAUGCUGUGGAAUGGGCAAUCGGGACCGUGGCGCGAGACGGUGAUGAGAUCUUUGUCAUUUCGGUCAAGGAAGAUGAGAGCAAAAUCGAUCCGAAGAAUUGGGGCAACAACGACAGAGCGCAGAAGAUGAGGAUUCAGAAAGAGCGUCAAACGACAGCUCUCUUACUGGUCAAGCAAGUGAACAGUCUUUUGCAAAGGACCAGGCUGCAAAUAACCGUCACGUGUCAAUUCCUGCAUGCAAAGAACUCUCGACAUAUGCUUCUCGAUCUGAUCGACUUUUUGGAACCCACCAUGGUCAUUGUCGGCUCUCGCGGUCUGGGCAAGCUCCAGGGUAUCCUCCUUGGUUCGACCUCCCACUAUCUCGUGCAGAAAUCAUCUGUUCCCGUCAUGGUAGCCCGUCGUCGUCUCCUCCGUCCCUUGCGUAGGACCAACCCCGCCAACUUGCGUCACUCGCCCCGAGUCAGCUUGGCGAGUGCCAGUAUCGAAAAGGCCGCCAGCAGCAAACAGGAGGAUGAUGUGGUCGAUGUGGCAGAGGAGGAAGGGACGACAGACGAGGUCGUUAUUGCGAAAGAGAAGAAGGGGCAGCAACAAUGA